UGCCAGCUUUGUUGCGCGCGAUCCGCCCCGUGGCCCAUGGCGGAGUAAGGCCGCCGGCUCGGAGGUGGAGAGAUGCGCUGGCAGGCAUUGCUGUGGCUGGCGAUCCUAGGCCUAGUGCCAGCGUCGGGGGACCUGGCGUUGGUAAGAGCCUUCGCGAGCACCCGCGAGGUGGACGGGCUCCAAAGUGCCUUCGAGCUCUGGGCGGAGGUGGCGCCCUGCGCGAACACUCCUGCCGCGAGCGUGGAUCUGAUUCUGGUCUACAGCCAGAGCCUGGAUGCCAACGCCGACGCCGCGAACGCCACGCGUGCGGUGCAGGACAUCUUCGAUGCCGCGUCCUGGCAGCGCUGCUUCCGGUCCCUGCAGGUCUUUUCUGCCAACCUGACCGAGCAGGAGGACAUUUAUGACUCCCGAGGCUACACAGUGCGCAAGGACUGGGUGAAUGGCCCGAACAGCGUGUUCCGAUACGUCCUGGGUAGCUUCUACGAUGGGGGCUUUGGCAACGGCAGCAACGCGACCUAUGAUGCAUUCUACUUCAUGGAGCUGGACGCCGUUCCCAUCAAGUCCAACUGGCUGGACCAGUUCAUCCUGGAAGCCCUGCACUACCCCCGGGCGGCUGUCCGCGGCAGCCUCUACCGAGGUGAUAGCUGGGAUGCCUUUGAGCGGCGCCUCCCGGAAGAAUUGCUGCGACACAUCAAUGGCAAUGCGAUUUACAACCUCCAGCACCCCUGGCUGCAGUGGCUCUACGGGCAGCUGAUCUUGGAGCAAGAUACAGAAUACAACUCCGUGGCCUUUGAUUUGCGGAUGGCCUCUUUGAGUUUGCAGGGGAAAGCAGGAGUCGAGCCGUACAGUGCAGCAUACGCGGAGCGUGUGCCUGCGGAUGAGGAUGCGUACUUGGCGGACUCUAUGCUGAUUGGAAAUUAUGCGAACACCUUGCUGAACUCGAGCUUCGAGGCCGGGGUCUUUGUGCGCCACGGGUCGCUGGACAACAUCUUCGAGGACCUGGACGGCGCCAAGGUCACUCUGGGCGUCUCCAACUUUGGGAGCAGCUCUUUCGACACCACCUGGCGGAGUUUCAAUUUCAGCCACCCCUUCAGGACGAUUCUGGUCCUGUCCUAUGGCGAGAGCGUCUGGCCGAAUGGCACCGAGGUUCUGGAGACUGUCAGGGGGCCUUCGCAGAUCAAUUCCUCCACCGGUUCCGGUCCCAUUCACCUAGCGUUCUGCGAAAUGGCAGCGCAGGUUUCCACUGAGUUUUUCGUCUACACCGACGAGUUUCACUUCCUGGCUAGCCCGGUUUAUAUCUUGCACAGCGCAGGCUCCCCUGUGCUCCCCUACAUCCACGCGAGUUCCAACGACUGCGUUUCGCGGAACGAGUGCCACUUAUCCCUACAGCAAGCUGAGACUCUUUUUGGGGUCAGCUUGAACUACCACCACGACCUCUUUGAAACCGUGUUCAUCACGGAUCUCGCCCAGCAGUUUUGCUCCGCUUGGGAGCUUGCCACCACAAGCCUUCCGGACUACGAGGACUGCGGGGUCCAGUUCGGACCCACCGCGGACGACUACUUCGCCUGGCAGAUCUCUGUGGGCCAGCAGCUCCAGUACGUGCCCAAGGACAAGGAGAAGGUGGGCUUCCGCGCCUUCUCCAAGCUCUGGAAGCCCACCCCGGUGGAUGCGCGCGUCUGCGCGGUCUACACCCAGCAGCAGUACGACCAGAUGCUGAGCAACAUCUCCCAGUGCUCCCUGGUCCUCGACGGGAGCCUUUGCGAGGAAGCGGGGAACUGCACCUUUCGCCCCAUCUUCGAGUCCGGGCGGUGCAUCGACACGCCAAGGUACACACCAAGCUGGCUAGCCCCGAGCUACAGCACCACCAGCAGUACCACCUCCACCUCUGCCACUGGCACCACAAGCGUCACCGCCACCAGCGCCACCGACACCAGCACCACCACUGGCACAGCCACCAGCACCACUACCGGCACCGGCACUGCAACCAGCACCUCCACCUCCAGCUCAUCGAGGUCCACGAGCAUUUCGAGCACCAGUUCAUCGAUCACAACCAGCACCAGCCUGACGAGUACCAGCGUGACCAGUAGCAGCCUGACAAUCACCAGCACUUCGAGUGUCAGCACUACGCUCACCACGUCAUCCCGAACAUCUUCCUUGACCAGCGCAACGCAGACGACCACCUCGACGUCGCAAACCACAACUUCAGGAACGUACACGGUCCUGGCCGGCAGCUGCCCGCUGCCGAUCCUGGACAGCGCCAUCGACGUCACGGACUGCCUGGGGAAGUUCCCCGGCGAGACCUGCCAAGCCUUCUGCUCGCCGGGCUACGUUGGCGCUCCGAGCACAUACUCCUGCACCACAGGGGAAGUCUUCACUGGCCAAGCGCCGGUGUGCCAGAUCACCACCAGCUCGACCACGGCCACUACCACCGUCACUGAGCUGGUGCUUUGUGGUGGUGGAAUCCCUACGGGCCUUGGUGUGGAUGCCAGCGGCUGUGCGGACAGGUACAAUGGGCAGAGCUGCAAUGCCAGCUGCAUCCAACCCUAUGAGGGCGGCCCCGUGGAGUACGUUUGUGACCCAGCGCAGGCAGCGAUGGUGCCAGUGGGCGACCCCUUGCUGUGCAAGAAGCCCGAGUGCCAGGUCAGCCAGCUGCCAAGCAACGUGAGUUCCAGCGAUUGCGUUGGCAGGACUGUAGGUGAAUUCUGCGUCGUAUCCUGCCUGCCUGGCUACACGGGCCAGGAAGAGUUCUUCGAAUGCCUUCCCUCACAGCUCUUCACGGGCACCGCGCCCGUCUGUGAGGCGUUGCCUUGCGCCGGAGGCAAUCUUCCAGUGAUCCCUGGCGUGAGCAUCAGCGACUGCUUGGGUCUCUUCGCUGGCAGCAGCUGCAGCGUGGCUUGCAGCUUCGGCUUCGAGGGCGCUGCUGCCGCCUACGUCUGCGACCUGCUGGGGGCGUUCAGCGGCAGCCCGCCCACCUGCGUGCCGAAGAGCUGCCCCUUGCCGGCCGAACUCUUGGGCAAUAUCUCCUUCAACUCCUCCUGCGAGGGGGCGACCCAUGGCCAGUCCUGCCUCACCGAGUGCAACCCAGGCUUCACGGGGCUUCCCACGCAGCACCGCUGCUGGGACGGGGUGCUGGAGGGCAGCGCGCCCAGUUGCACAGCGUUGCCAUGCGGUGAAGGCAUUCCUCUGAGCGUCGGCCUGGACGCCUCCGACUGCGACGGUCGGGUGUCGUAUGAGACCUGCACCCUGGGCUGCGACGCGGGCUAUGAGCUGCGAGGCUCUCCCGUGCUCACGUGCCAGAGUGCCACCAGCACGUUCUCAGCCACAGACGCUGUUUGUGACCCGGGGCAGUGCUCAAACCUGUCCUCUGUGCCGCCCUUUGCAGGGCCCAGAGUGGCGGACUCCUGUUCCGCGCUGGCCUUCAGCGAGGCCUGCUUCGCCUUUUGCGAGCAGGGCUACCAGCUGGAGGGCGAUGCCAGCAGCAUGCGAUGUGCAGCGCUCGGCGCAGCUGUGGGCUUCGUCGAGCUCCUGGCAGGUCAGACUCCGAUCGCGGCGGAGAAUUCCACGGGUCCCAACUGCAGCGCUAAGCCGUGCACCCACGGGUUCCCCAAUCUCCGUGGCGGCGUCUCGGACUGCCUGGGCAAAGCGACGGAGGAGACAUGCACCAUCAGUGCGGAGCUGGGAUUCACCCUUACUGGCCCGCCGACUGUGACCUGCCAGGCAGACGGCUCCUUCAGCAAGACCACGGCGUUGGUGGAGCCGGCGGUGUGCGCUGACCCGGACUUCGGGGUUGAGGGCGUCGGCAGCACCUGCACCAACAAGACCGUGGGUGAGGAUUGCUGGGCCUACUGCACUCGUGGAUUUACAGGCCUGCCGCAGCCGUACCGGUGCCAAGCCAACCAGUCGGCCAACGCCGUGCUCAUCGAGCAGUUGGCGGACACCGUGUCCUGCGUGAACAGCAGCCUCUUGAAUGCCACAACCACGUCCACCACCACCACCGUGGCGGGGGGCCGACGUUUGCAAACCGCCGCCUGCUUUGGAGCGUCCGUGGCAACGGCGGGCCUGGGAGACCAGUCCUUCCUGACCGACUGCUCGGGCAAGGUGCACGAUGACGCCUGCGUUGCUCAUUGCUCGCAGGGCUGGAACAUGACUGAGACCGCGCCUUCCAUCUUCCUCUGCGACAACGGUUUCCUGGUGGGUGCUGCCCUGCCAACGUGCACUCCGCUCCCCUGCAGCUACUCCUUUCCGGACGGCCCCGGCGUGGAGCACAAUUGCGACGGGGUGCGCUCAGCGGAGACGUGCACGGCAACCUGCACCGCCGUGGGCUACACCUACUCCAGCGGCAAUUCUGCCGCGACCUUCACCUGCCAGCCUACGGGAAGCUUCACGGGGGACACUCCGACCUGUGAGCGCGUGCAGUGCUCAGACCUGUCCUUGGGCGCGAGCUUUCAGCAUACCUGCAGAGGACAACGCUAUGAGGAUACCUGCUCAGUGGGAUGUGCCAAAGGUUACAGCCUUGUCAGCACCAGCGGGCAGUUCACCUGCCAGGCCAACCAGAGCUUCACUGGGGCACUCCCCACGUGCACGGGGAAUCCCUGCAACCAGCCUCGGAGCAAUGCGGCCUUGAACACGACAGGCUGUAAUUCCGUGACCACCAGCGAGACCUGCGAGGUCACUUGCCAGCCCGGCUUCGAGCCCAACACCUCGAGCCUCACCUGCGACGCCACAGGCUACCUGCUCGGCGCCGCACCCAGCUGCAAACCCUCGCAGUGCCCAACACACAGCGCCCUGCAGGACCCCACGCUGCGGAGCAACUGCGCAGGCGUCACCUACGGCAGCCGCUGCGCGGUGUUUUGCGCGCCAGGGCAUUCAAGCAACGGCAGCGCUGCGGAGGAGUGGCGCUGUGACCUGAGCGGCGGCAGCUUGGGCCUCCAGGGUGUGGCGCCCGUGUGCGAGCCGCAGGCCUGUACCUCGGGCCUGCCGGCGGGCGACAGCUCGGUGAGCAGCAACUGCUCCAACCUGAAGACAGGAGAAACUUGCGUGCAAAACUGCGCCUUCGGGUACAGCAGCACUGCCCCCACCAGCGCCUACACGUGCUCAGAGGACGGCACCGCCUCGGGCAGCUCCGCCGCCUGCCAGCCUGUGCCUUGCGACCACGCCCUGAGCGUCACCGGGCUGGACCACACCUGCGCCGGGGUGGUUUUCGGGGGUCACUGCUUCACCAUGUGCGCGGCGGGGUACAAUGCCACGGGCACCAAGUACCAGCGCUUGCUCUGCGAAGGCGUCAGCGCAGGAUCUUUGGUCCCCGGGCUCACGGAGACCAAUGGCGUAGGGCUCCGGGGGAGUCUCCCCAGCUGCGAGCCCUUGCCCUGUCUCUACAACUUGCCCGUGGGAGGGGUGUACGACCACAACUGUGAUGGGGUCAAGACAGGCGAGAGCUGCGUGGUCUCCUGUGCCGCAGGCUUCUGGGGCACCCCGCAGACCCUGCAGUGCGACGGCACAUCGUCCCUGACAGGCAGCAUGCCCAGCUGCGCAGUGGCGACCUCCACCGUGACUGUCACAACGGUGACCGCCACCAGCACCACCACAGUCACCACGCAGCCCUUCCUCUGCACUUCGGCGUUCUUGCCUUCCAUUGAAGGCGCCUCCAACUUCUCCUGCGCCGGUGAUCCUGGGGUGGGCCAAAUCUGCCGGUCGCCUUGCGACGAUGUGAUGUCGGCGGAUGUGCAAGCGGUGGUCAUCUGCUGGACGGACCAGCGCUGGCGCGUGAGCGAGGCCUGCCUGAGCGCCGCGAGUUCCCAGCAGCUCACCGUGAUCUUCGUGGUGACUUUGAGCGUCCUGUGCACGGUAAUGCUGCUGUCUGGGGGUGUCCUCUACGUCCUGGGCGGCGGCGGCAGCGGCGGCGUGAAGAUUCAUCCCAAGGUCGAGCCACCGCCCUCCUUCGAGCCGAAGGAAGCACCGCCCGGAGGAGCGGAGCCUCUCAAGGAGCCGCCCCCACCGAAGUCAGACGAUCAGCAGCUCCUGGCCGACUACUCCUGGUCAAGGCGCCCGGUGCAUCCCGUGGACAUGGACUUCAUGUGCGCGGAGUCCUUCCUGCAGCCGGGGCAGCUGGUGGCGCGCCCGCCGGCGCUGCCCAUGGCCUUCACCACCAGGGGCCAACCAAGCGCGGGCCUGUCACAGCUGGACGAGAUGUUUGCCGGACCCGAGCCGCCCCAGCUCCAGUCGUUGAGGCAGACCGCAGUAGUGCAGGUUGAGGAGGAUGCUUCCUUCAGGGUGUGGGUGCAGCAUCUGCCACCUGAUACCUCAUCUUAUCAAGCUGGCGAAACUGCCUGAACGCCCGUAACUUCUCAAAUCUCUGCCCGGGUGCUCGUCCGGGCUCGGCUUCCAGCACACUUGAAACGUGAUCCCCAG
This is a messenger RNA of Effrenium voratum, 6408 nucleotides long. NCBI's taxonomy places the organism in Eukaryota, Dinophyceae, Suessiales, Symbiodiniaceae. The record is from the annotation of a GenBank genome assembly.